ACGGGUGAAGAAAGGAAGGUAAUCGGUGUAGAAGAGAGGGAAUACAAUCGUACUCUUCCCUUAUGAAGUCGCACCCACCUCCCUCGGAGCGAUGUUGCUGCUCCUGCUAGUGCUUCUUUGCCGGACGGCUAUCUGCCGGACCCUCUUACUAGAAGAUGAUCCCUGCUAUGACGAUGUCGGGAGACCCCUCCGCUGUAUCCCGGACUUCGUCAAUGCCGCUUUUGGGAGAAUGGUUGUUGCUAGCAGCAGUGAACCUACCAAUCCAGCACGAUACUUGACAGAUCUUAAUAACCCGAGUAAUGUCACCUGUUGGACGUCAAAUAUUAAUUCCACCGAAACGGUGGUCAAUCUCACCUUAUCACUCGGGAAAAAGUAUGAACUUACUUAUAUAAGUCUACAAUUUUGUGGACCGAAACCAGACUCACUAGCCAUCUAUAAGAGCAUGAACUAUGGAGAAACAUGGUUGCCCUUCCAAUUCUAUUCUUCACAAUGUAGAAAAGUAUUUGGGAAGGUUCCCAAUGUACCUUUGACACGUUCCAAUGAACAGGAAAGCUUAUGUGCAGAUGCCAGGAUUGGUAUCGAACCUGCCACCGGCGGCCGUGUAGCCUUCAGCACUUUAGAAGGACGGCCAUCAGCAUACGAUUUCGAUAACAGCCCUGUUCUGCAAGACUGGGUGACAGCCACAGAUAUUCGUGUGGUAUUAGUUCGAGUUCACCCUUGGUCUAUGACCACUCUCUCGCCAAACGACACAGAACUGUCCACUGUCUACAGUGUGUCCGAUUUGGCCAUAGGGGGCAGAUGCAAAUGCAACGGACACGCGUCGCGUUGCGUAAUGGGCAGUGACGGUUCCCUCGCAUGUGACUGUAAACAUAACACAGCCGGCAGAGACUGUGAAAAAUGUAAACCUUUCCAUUUCGAUCGACCGUGGAGACGUGCAACCGCACAAAACGUUCACGAAUGCAUAGCGUGCAACUGCAAUCAACACGCGCGAAGAUGUCGUUUCAACAUGGAGCUUUAUAUACUAUCUGGAGAGACGUCUGGUGGCGUAUGUUUGAACUGUAGACAUAACACAGCCGGUAGGCACUGCCACUACUGCAAAGAAGGCUACUACAGAGAUGUGACUAAGCCUAUAACGCACAGAAAAGCUUGCAAAGCUUGCGAUUGCCAUCCUGUGGGGUCAUCGGGUCUGACCUGCAAUCAGACAAAUGGACAGUGUCCGUGCAAAGAUGGAGUUACAGGAACUACUUGCAACCGAUGUGCGAAAGGGUAUUUUCAAAGCCGUUCCACAGUCGCUCCUUGUAUCAAAGUUUUCAAAACAGACAAGUCUAAACACGAUACUAAAACUGAUAAAUGUGGGAAAUGCCCGGCAAGAAGAAAAAGACUGAAUUUAAAAAAAUACUGCAAACGAGAUUAUGCCAUUCAAGCCGAUAUAAACUCGCGAGAAACAGUUGGAGACUGGGUUCGAUUUGGAAUUCACGUGCGGCACGUUUUCAAAGCGGGCCCCAUCAAACUCAGGACCGGGACUCAAUCUCUCUGGAUUUCACAGGCUGAAAUUGCCUGCAGCUGUCCGAAACUCAGGCUGAAACAUUCCUAUCUGAUAUUAGGAAAUAACCAGGAAGGAAGAAAAUACUCAGGUUUGCAUGCCAGCAGAGACAGUACGGUUAUCGAAUGGAAAGAUGAUUGGCCAUGGCGCAUGCGCAGGUUCCAAAGACGGCAAAGAAACGGACGAUGCAAAAUGUCAUGAACAAUUCACUAACAUUUGAAACCCUGAAAUCAUCUCCUAUGAUGCGUUUCUCUAUUGAACAUUUUUACAUUUCUUGAAGAAUGUCACUGCUUCAUGUAACAUCAGAUAGAACUUUUACCAUUUGAUAUUGCAGAACAACCACUUUUGUUGUAAAUAGCGAAAAAGUACUUGUGGAUGAUAAAUAUAAUUUGUAACCCAUGUAUAGUUGGUCUGAAGUAUUUUUGGAAUGAAACAUUUCAUUAGUAAGUGAUCUGUAAAAGCAUGUACUAUAUUAUAGCUAGCAUAGAGAACUUAAUUGUCAAUAAAAACUUGAAAAGUGUUGGAAUUAGCAGAACAUUGCAAUAUUUUUACAAGAUUAAAAAAAAAUGGAUGUUUUUAAAAGCAAAAUUAAUUUUCACUUGAUAUAUAGAAAAUCAAUUAGUAAAUAAUAACAAUAUUAAUGUUAUUGGGAAUUUAAAAUGGUAGAUUAGGCAUAACUUUUCAGCAAUUUAACAAUUCUAAACAAAAAACCAUUACAUAUUGUCUGAAAUCAAGAGAUUUCAUACCUGUAAUCUGAUAGGUGUCCAACUAUUCUUUUUCUUUUUUUCUCAUUCUGUAUAAUGAUUUUACGAUAAUUUUCUGCUUAUUUGAUAAUUUAUUUAUUUGCAGAAAGCUUUUACUUGUGUGUGAACUGCAAAUUGCA
Molecule: messenger RNA, 2426 nt
Organism: Argiope bruennichi
Lineage: Eukaryota; Metazoa; Arthropoda; Arachnida; Araneae; Araneidae
Product: netrin-1-like
Exons: 7
Coding region: 92-1744 (550 amino acids)
Molecular function (GO): protein binding
Source: RefSeq, a predicted model, not a curated record